Messenger RNA from Radiomyces spectabilis, 2510 nucleotides. Its product is annotated as WD40-repeat-containing domain protein. Gene Ontology annotation, biological process: proteasome-mediated ubiquitin-dependent protein catabolic process; ubiquitin recycling. Gene Ontology annotation, cellular component: nucleus; cytoplasm. NCBI's taxonomy places the organism in Eukaryota, Fungi, Mucoromycota, Mucoromycetes, Mucorales, Radiomycetaceae. The record is from RefSeq and is a predicted model, not a curated record. Bases 114 to 2363 code for a protein of 749 amino acids. The transcript has 4 exons. Gene Ontology annotation, molecular function: ubiquitin binding.
GUGACAUUGACUUGCUCAAUAAUAAAAGGCGCACAUCCGCAGCAUCCUGAACUGCCCUCACCGUAUCCUUUCUUUGUAUAUUUUUCAAUCAUCUUCCAUACAUCACAUACAUCAUGAACAAUGGCAGUGACUACUUGCCAUCGACGCAAAUGCAACUAUCGUCACCUUUAUCCACUCCUAAUAUAACUGAUUCUGAUAGAAAUGAGGCCGAUUCAAUGCCGUCGCAGCCGUUAUCUGCACAUGCCACCGCGCCUUGGCCAUCAAUGGAGUUUAGUCCAUCCGAUGAGCAUAACUAUCCCUUAGCAAGAGCAAAAACACCGCCAGCGAUAAAAGAUAUACAGUUGAAACCAAACUUAUCUGCAUCGCCCCAUUCAUCAACGAAGGAGAUACCAUCAGAUUUAGAUAUCUUUUUUUCGUCCUUGCGGAAACGGUCCGCUUCGUCAAUAUUUCUCGAAGAGCGACGCUAUACGAAACGGGCGGAAACAUUGUCUGCUGCAAGAGAUGCGCUUACUGUGUCGGCCACUGAUACCAGGGAAUCUACCCACGACGAUACCUACCAUGACCCUCCAAUUGACACAGGGGCGGCCAGUCGGUCGCUUUCCCCUUUACCAGAUUAUACCUCUCAGUUGUCUGUUGCCCAGCAUUCACCUGUAUUUUCAAGUUCGGAGCCAGCAGCAGCAGCUGACAGUCCCAAUUCCGCUUUGCCAUCCCCUGUCUCUGAUGUCGAUGAAUCUUGGCAUACACCGUCACUCGCCCCUAAUCAAGAGGGCCAUGAUUGCGUCGCAACCCCUUCAAUCAUCGACAGAUUUGAAAUCUUCCCGCCAGAUAUUCAAUCCUAUUUCCUGUUUCAGCUCUUGCGAAGAUCACCCUUGAGUAUCCUUCGUAUGACGAAUUCCGUGAUCCUCGAUGUUCUCAAAGUUGAUUUUCUUUCCUUAUUACCUCUGCAUAUUACCCAUCGCAUUCUCCUGCAUUUGGAUUUUCGCUCACUCUGCCGUGCCACUCGUGUCAACAGAACCUGGAAAAAGCUCAUUGAUGGUAAUGCAGAAUUGUGGCGCCACAAAAUCCUGGAGGAGAGAUUCGUUAUCACCGAAAAGGAAGAAGUAUCCAACGUAUCACAAGAGCUGGUCAUUGGGGAGCUAGAAAAAAUGGAACCGAACCCGGAUACGGAACAGCAACCGCAGUAUGGUGUCACUCUGGGUGACCAUCCGUUCAAAGCAAUUUUCCACCGUCAUUAUACCACCCGUCUCAAUUGGAAAUACCAUCGAGUUCAUCGUCUUCGACUAUUUGGGCAGACCAACAACGUGAUUACAUGCCUUCAGUUCGACGAGGAUAAAGUUAUCACCGGUUCCGACGAUGAGCUCAUCAAUAUCUACGAUAUCCGCACUGGCGAGCUGCGGCGAGAACUCAGCGGCCAUGAAGGUGGCGUAUGGGCGCUGCGGUAUGUCGGUAACACAUUAGUCACAGGCUCCACCGAUCGCACGAUUCGUGUGUGGGAUAUUCAAAAGGGCACCUGUAAAUAUAUCUUCCGUGGUCAUUCCAGCACGGUACGCUGUCUCAGCAUCGUUUUGCCAACCAAUGUCAAUCCUGGACGGAAUCAACCUCCUGUGAUGCAGCCGAGCAUACCGCUAAUCGUGAGUGGUUCGCGCGAUUCCACUUUACGCAUAUGGCGAUUACCGAAUCUGGACGAUACGGAUGCUAUAGCACCGGUGGAUGUGGAUCAAAAUUCAAGUGACUCGUUCCACAUACAUACUUUGAUUGGACAUACACAAUCUGUGCGUGCGUUAGCAGCUUACGGAAACACUCUCGCCAGCGGAAGUUAUGACCAUACGGUCAGGAUCUGGGAUAUUGCGACUGGCAAAGCUAAACAUGUCUUGCAAGGUCAUAUGCAAAAAGUGUAUUCAGUUGUUUUGGAUAUGGAACGAAAUCGAUGUAUUAGUGGUAGUAUGGACACCACUGUGCGUAUUUGGAAUCUUGAAACGGGCGCUUGCGAGCGGAUACUACGAGGUCACACCAUUUUGGUGGGUCUUUUAGGAUUGGCAGGGGAUACGCUGGUGAGUGCUGCGGCAGAUGCAUCCCUUCGGGUUUGGGACGCAGACACCGGCGAUUGCCGGCAUGUACUGCAUGGACACCAGGGCGCCAUUACUUCCUUCCAGCACGACGAGCAUAAACUUAUUUCUGGAUCGGAUGGCGGUGUGAAGAUGUGGGAUGUCAAAACGGGCAAAUUUAUCCGUGAUCUUAUUGUCGAUGUCAAUGGCAUUUGGAGAGUAGCUUUUGAUGAUAGAAGAUGUGUUGCUGCGGUGAUCAGUGACAAUGUGACACGUCUCGAAAUAUUAGAUUUUGGUGUUCACGGACUGGAGCAAUAGCCACAUGUUGUUUUUCUCCCUUCUUCUCAUCCACCAUACUUUAUUUUGUUUUAUCUUUUUUGCUUCUAUAUUAUUUACAAGUCAUUUACUCUUUCUCGUAAUAUAUUAUGCCAUCCCAUAUCUUUAUUAUUCGAUUAAAAAAAAACU